AUGGGUAAGAAGAGCAGCUGGGCACAGGGGGGCUGCCGCACGCAGAGCGGCGGGCACACGCAGGCGGGCAGCAUCCUCUGUGCUCACCGCCCCUCUGGUACCGGCCACCCCACAAAUCAAACACCCGACAAGCUCCUGAAGCCUCCCGGACACUUUCAAAACAACCGCAGAGAACACAGCACAGUUCGGAAUAACCUGCGCUUGAGCCUGGGUGUGGCCCUCCAGCCCCAGCUGGCCAGUGUCACCUUUGCCACCAACAACCCCACCCUGAGCACCGUGGCCCUGGAGAAACCGCUCUGCAUGUUCGACAGCACAGAGGCCCUCAACGGCACCUAUGAAAUCUACCUCUACGUCCUGCUCGACUCGGCCAGCUCCAGGAACGCCUCCGUGCAGGACGGUGCCCACACCCCGCUCAGCUCCACGUUCCAGCAGACGGCAGGAGGGAGGACCGGCCCCUACAAGGCCGCGGUCUUUGAGCUGACCCCCUGCAGCGACCUGCCCAGCCUGGACGCCGUGGGGGACGUGGCCCGGGCCUCGGAGAUCCUGAAUGCAUACCUGAUCAGAGUGGGCGACAAUGGGGCCUGCCUGUCGGACCCUAACUUCCAGGGCCUCUGCAACCCGCCCCUAUUGGCGGCCACGGAGUACAGGUUCAAGUACGUCCUCGUCAAUAUGUCCUCGGGCUUGGUGCAGGACCAGACCCUGUGGUCGGACCCCAUCCGAACCAGCCGGAUCACCCCGUACUCGGCGAUUGACACGUGGCCGGGCCGGCGGAGCGGCGGCAUGAUCGUCAUCACGUCCAUCCUGGGCUCCCUGCCCUUCUUCCUGCUGCUGGGCUUUGCCGGUGCCAUCGUCCUGAGCCUCGUGGACAUGGGCGGUUCUGACGGGGAAAUCACACACGACUCCCAGAUCACACAGGAGGCCGCCCCCAAGUCCCUGGGCACCUUGGAGCCUUCGUACGCCGCUGUGAACCGGGGGCUGCAGCUGGACAGGGCCGAGGUGUAUGGCGGCAAGCUCCCGGACUGAGCCCCAGCGGGUGCGCACAGCGGCCUCAGGGCUCCACGCAGCCAGGGUCACCCCUGGCCCCACCCACGGCGGAGCAGGGCCAGGGGUCCAACUGCAGGAGCAAUUUUGAUAAAUUCUUCCCAAGAAUUUGAGUUCAAUAAAUAUUUACAGAAAGAGUGAGCCGAUCAAUGAAUGAAUGCACGU
This is a messenger RNA of Myotis davidii, 1206 nucleotides long. It is a transcript of the gene UPK3A, whose product is annotated as uroplakin 3A. The record is from RefSeq and is a predicted model, not a curated record. The transcript has 8 exons. Bases 1 to 1023 code for a protein of 340 amino acids. NCBI's taxonomy places the organism in Eukaryota, Metazoa, Chordata, Mammalia, Chiroptera, Vespertilionidae.